AUGAAGCUUUCCGCCAUUCUCUGCAUUUUCGCCGCCACUAUGGCCGCCGCGGCACCUACGAGUUACGCCAACCCUCAGGGGCAGAACCAGCCUCAGAACAACAACAAUAACAACCAGAACCAGAACAACCGAAACCAAAACCAAAACAAUCGCCUCAGCGCUGAAGAGCAAAAAUACCAGCUCAGUGACAAUAAUCACAAGAUUGGACGCUCCGAGGUCUUUUACCCGCGAGGAUCUGGCUCUUCUCCCUCAGAGCCCGUCGCGCCUGAGUAUUCUGAGCCUGAAUUCCCGACGAUUCACGUCCCCGAGCAUGACUACCAAGAGCCCAAGGCUCCCAAGGAGGACUACAAGUCUGAGGCCUACCAGUCCGAGGAAUACAAGACGGAUGAUAUCAAGUCUAAGGGCUAUCAGUCUGAGAGCUCCAAGCCUGUGAUCCACCAGUCUGUAGACUUCAAGCCCGAAGUUCACAAACCUGAAGUCCACCAGCCUAAAGUUCACAAGCCCGAGGCUCCCAAGCCACCUGCACACCCCGUGAAUCACGUCCCGGUCAACCAGCAUGAAUCUGUUUCUUACGACACUCAUGAGUCCUACGAAAGUCAGACUACGAAGCAGCAGUAA
Messenger RNA from Aspergillus costaricaensis CBS 115574, 618 nucleotides. RefSeq lists its product as uncharacterized. Bases 1 to 618 code for a protein of 205 amino acids. The record is from RefSeq and is a predicted model, not a curated record. NCBI's taxonomy places the organism in Eukaryota, Fungi, Ascomycota, Eurotiomycetes, Eurotiales, Aspergillaceae. The transcript has 2 exons.